Messenger RNA from Arabis nemorensis, 396 nucleotides. The record is from the annotation of a GenBank genome assembly. NCBI's taxonomy places the organism in Eukaryota, Viridiplantae, Streptophyta, Magnoliopsida, Brassicales, Brassicaceae.
AUGAAGUUGUGCCAUCCAAACCUCAAAAGACUAAAGCAUCACAAUAAUGGAUUGAAGCGGCAUUUUGAAAGUAUCCAUGCAUUGCACGAAUUCUACGACAUGAUAGACAAAACUCUUGAAGCUGAUGUGAUUGUUGUGGAUUUACAAAACGAUGAAAUGCUUAGGGCUUGUUCUUUAUCCCUAUCGCUGCGACAGAGGUCAAAAAAUCACACUGAUGGUAUUCAAUUGCUUGGGAAGUUCAAAACUGAUUCUUCCCGUGCUCGCGCAAUUUUGUUCAAAGUCUUAGCUGAUACAGCAGAUCUUCAGUGUAGGCUUUUAGUGGGUCGUCCUAGUGGUUUGGGAUCUUCUUACACAUCCAACCAUAUGUCUGCUGUGGUUAUGAUCAACAAAAAUUGA